Molecule: messenger RNA, 264 nt
Organism: Protopolystoma xenopodis
Lineage: Eukaryota; Metazoa; Platyhelminthes; Monogenea; Polystomatidea; Polystomatidae
Source: the annotation of a GenBank genome assembly
AUGAGGCAGCUCCUCAGACGACGGCAGGUGUGUUUUCUUGUAUGUAUUGGUGUCUGUGACCAAAACAGGGCCGAAAAGACCUGUCGCGAAACCACGGGUAAGGUUGGGGUAGCUCCGGCCGAGUGGACGGGACGACGGGGAGGAGGGGAAAUAGAGUCACCGGGCCGGAGACAGGGUGCCAUAGAAAUGGGGGCAAGAGACAAGAUGACAAACAGCCGUGUCUGCUCUCAGGCGAAAACGCGUGUACAACCUCCCCCUUCUUGA